Xyrauchen texanus (razorback sucker) is the source of this 2791-nucleotide messenger RNA. RefSeq names its product lysosomal associated membrane protein 1a (gene lamp1a). The transcript is spliced from 9 exons. The record is from RefSeq and is a predicted model, not a curated record. NCBI's taxonomy places the organism in Eukaryota, Metazoa, Chordata, Actinopteri, Cypriniformes, Catostomidae. Gene Ontology annotation, cellular component: membrane. The coding region runs from base 140 to 1384 and encodes 414 amino acids.
UCCCGCACUCACAUGACUGGAACAUUCUUCCUGAACACACACAACACAGCAGCGUUAAACUCACUUUUCUACCCUUAUAUUUUAUUAUUUCCGUAUCAUAUUUAGGCUUUAUUGACGGUGAUCGACACACACUGAGGAGAUGUUCGUCACACAGUCUUCAUUCUCUGCAGGUGUCUGCUUCAGUCUCGUUUGUUUGGUUGUAGCUCAUGCUGUGACAUUCGAGGUGAAGGAAGGAAACACCACCUGCAUUAUAGCAGAACUCGAUGCCAACUUCACCAUCGCCUACAACACCACCAAUGGAACGAACAGCGCUGUGUUUAUGUUGCCCGCAUCGGCAGCGGUGGGCACAGGAAGUACCUGCGGCGGCAGCGGCGUUCCUCCCGAGCUGGCGGUGUCGUUCGGUGACGGUCACACACUGUCUCUGGAGUUCUCCAGUGAUAAUAGAGUAUAUUCAGUCGCCAAUCUGAGUGUACAGUACAACCUGAGUGACAGCAGCACCUUCCCACAAUCCACCAGCACAGGACUUGUUUCAGUCACGACGAACGCGCCUGGCAUGUCCGCAAGGUUGAACUCGACCUACAGAUGUCUGAGCGCUGCAGCAGUCAGUCUGGGCGGAGCGGGCGUCACCGUCACCUUCUCUGAUGUUCGGAUGGAGGCGUAUAUGCUUGGAGCAAACCUCAGCAUAGACGAAAGUGUUUGCAGUGCUGAUCAGAAGGCUACAACUGUUGCCCCGACACAAACACCCAGAACAACCCCUGCCCCUGUUCCAACGGGCGACCCGGAGCGCGGCAGCUACAAUGUCACCAACAGCAACGGAACCGUGUGCCUGCUCGCCACAAUGGGACUACAACUGAACAUCACACACCUUUCAAAAUCACAAAACAAGACCGUCAGUGAACUGAUGAAUCUGCAGCCCAACAGAGCAACAGUGACGGGGUCAUGUGGGGUCACAGUCACCACACUGACGCUGACAGAAGAUCAGACCAAUCUCAGCUUCACUUUCACUAUGAACUCCACCACACAGAAGUUUCAUCUGAGCGCUGUGAACGUGUCUGCUGACUGGCCUGACAUGACGGCUCCAUUCUCCACAGCGAACAGUUCUCUGGAGUAUUUCCAGGGCAGCGUGGGCCGCUCGUACAUGUGCAGUUCUAAGCAGAUGCUCGCUGUGACGUCCACAUUCUCCAUCAACACAUUCAGACUCCAGCUACAGCCCUUUAAUGUCACUGGAAACCAGUUUGCUGCAGCGGAGGAGUGCCGCGUGGACCAGGAGAACAUGUUGAUCCCCAUCAUCGUCGGAGCGGCUCUGGCGGGUCUGGUGCUCAUCGUUCUCAUCGCGUAUCUGAUCGGCAGGAAGAGAACUCACGCCGGAUACCAGACCAUCUGAAACAUCCCCAGCGUCAUGUGAUUGGCUGAUUCGGAGCGAGUGAGUUUAUGUGAGAGCUGGUUUAGGAUUGUCAGACUUUUUUCUUACUUGCUCGAGGUCACGAUGCAUCAGUCCAUAUUCGUUCUCUUGUGUGUCACUCGGCUCUCUAGUUCAGUAGUCCAGGAGUCUGUCCCAAUCUCAAACUGGUUCAGACCACUUCAUGUGCUCAAGUCACUUCACCGUGUACCCUUAAUAGUGUUUUUGUUUUCUAAUCUUUGUUUGUAUUUCUGCAUUUAAGGAGUUCUCGUGUUGAUUAUGUUGUGCUCAACACUCGCUCUGUGAAUCAAAACACAAAUAUUCAUCUCGUAUUAAACACCGUUUUCUUUAGAAGUACUUUUCAUUUCUUGAUAUGUUAAAUGUUUUUAAUGAGGAAAAAGACUAUACAAGUAAUCAAUGUUGUUAAUAAAUACCAGCUGUGUUUGUUUUAAUGCUUAACUUUGAAAUCAUGUGCAGAUAAUUCAGUCAGUAGUGUUGUAAUGUUCAGCCCUGCCCUUAGUAGUGCUCAAAUUCAUGUUCACUAUGAACUAGAGAGCUGUAGUGUGUUUGCCCGGGUUCAUCAUGUUUUCAAUUCAUGAUUCACUCCAAAUGAUUCACUCCAACAGAUUCACUUCACCUGAUUCACUCCAACUGAUUCACUCCAACUGAUUCACUCCAACUGAUUCACUCCAACUGUUUUAAUCCUAAUGAUUCACUCCAAGUGAUUCAAUCCAAAUGAUUUAAUCCUAAUGAUUCACUCCAUGUGACUUUAGAAAUGUACACCGCGUAACAGUCAAGAGAAUUCUUUGUUCCUUCAUUUGUGUAUUUCUGAUGCCAGUGUGAACAGAUCUGAACACUGUUUUUUGUUUAUUUGGAUACAGCUGGGAUGUUCAUAACCCCACAUCGAUAAGAACUCUUUAAAGACAUGCUUCAUGUUUGAAAUGUAUAAAUAAUCACAUGUUUCCUGACAACAACAUAAAUGUACAAUGAUGUUUCAUUUGUUAACAAUGAACAGAAAAUGCUUCUUAAAAGGAUAAAAGAUCCUUUAAAUAUAACCAUAAACUCACUUUAGAGAGAAUAAACCUGGAGGAGUUCAAUCUGAAGAUUUGAAUCAGUAGAUUUGAGGAUUGUGUCUGAAAUAUUGACUGGAGAGUUUCAGUUCUUCAUUCAGGGUUUCUGAAGUUUAUUGCAAAUAUUAUUUAUUCCUGAUUAACAAUUGAAUUUCUGUUUGAAUUGUUCUGCAGUGAAAAUCUCUAGAAUUGGAUGUAAUCCAGAUUGUGUCACCGGUCGGCAUUUCUACCCAGGUCACGGUAAACUACACCGAUCAGCCACAACAUUAAAACUACCUGUAUAAUGGUGCCCUCGUGCCACCACAACAGUGCCAACCUGCAU